AUGGCGUCCAAAGUUGAAAGCACCGAGGGUGACGUACAAGCAUCUGCUGGCACGAUGGCAUCUGUGCCUUCUGUGGGCCUUGUCACCUCAUCAUCUCCGACACCAUUCUAUCCUUCAGCUCCGGUACCUUCUACUACACCAACUGUGUCUCUCACUGGUGUUGCCGGCUCUCAGGCGGCUGUCAUUCCUGACACUCCAGAAGAGUGGGCUGAUAUGGAGGGGAUGGUCCUAACGGAGGAACAAAUGAAGCAAAACGGCUACACCGUCCGUCAACUCGGCUAUACGGAUCUUUUUCGCAUGAGACGGUGUAAGAUUUGUCGCGCUCGAGUAUGCAGCAAAGCAGUGAAGAACAAGCGCAAGCUUCCCCCGAAGGCGAAGAAAGAAGAGGACAAGCGAAUGGAGGUUUGGCAGGCUGAGCGCAAGAAAGAUUCCGAUUGGAUGGUUCGCCAGCUUGAGCUGUUGAAAAAACAAGGCCGCGGGCUUGAGGAGCUGGCCGCCGAGUCUGCCGACAACCCCCCGCCGGCCCUUCCCCAUCCGCCGAUGCCUUGUGUCGAGCCUGUUAUUCCCCAUGUCAGCCUUGCAAACAACAAAAUCACAGUGACCUGGCCAUUUCCAUUCCCCCAUGCCCCUGGUGCCUAUAAUAGCGACGAUUCUGAAGACUCCGGUGACAAACCACGAUCGUUGACGGUCGAGGAACAUCUUCUUGAGCAGCAGCGCCAGCCAGAGGUUGUUGAGUACAACAGUCAUAUUCACAUCGGCCUUGAAGAGGAUGAGGACACCAUCUACCAUCAAGUCCCUUUGACUACAAUUCAAUCUGCCUUACUACUCGCGGAAAUGGAGCACGACAAGCAACUUCGGCUCGAUCGUGCUAUUUGUCAGGGCCAUCCUGGCAAGGUUCGCCAAAGCCGCUAUACCUGCUGUAACAGGAGCCUCAACUCGCGCGGCUGCCACCGGUCUGAGCAGCAUGGCGACGCGUGGGAGGUGCAUGACAUCGAAGAAGACUUUGAGCUUUUCGAAACUCCUGGGUUGGUCAAGAAUGCGCGUCGCUGUAUUGCCCUCGACUGCGAGAUGGGCAUCAACCAGAUUGGUGAGCCGGAAAUUAUCAGGGUGAGCGCUGUUGACUAUUUUACCGGCGAGACUCUCUUGAACUCCCUCGUUUGGCCCAAGGUGGAAAUGCUGCAUCUGAAUACCCGGUACUCUGGUGUGACCUGGCCCAUGCUGUACCAUGCUCGACAAACCCACAAGGCCAUCAUCGGCCGCGACAAGGCUCGGCAAAUGAUUUGGAACUUCGUGGGUCCCGAAACAAUCGUAGUUGCUCAUGCUGGUCGCAACGACCUUCUCGCUUUGCGUUGGAUCCAUCGUCGCGUUAUCGAUACCUUGGACUGUGAGGCUCGUCGUCUCGACCCGGAGAAAUGCCGUAGCCUUGCCCAUCUCGCGUCUACCCAUCUCAAACGAGAAAUCCAGGAAAGCCGCUUCGGACAUGACAGUCUAGAGGACGCUGUUGCCUCUCGCGAUCUUGUCCACUGGUAUGUGCAGAAUCUGCCCGCCGUUUCGAAGCAACGGCCCGAGCCCAUUGGGUUGUCUGAUGUUUACACCGAGACCAUGAACCGCAUCGCGGCGGGCGAUAUCGACCCCUGCUGGGAGUUCUCUACUCUCUAA
Messenger RNA from Penicillium macrosclerotiorum, 1659 nucleotides. Its product is annotated as 3'-5' exonuclease. Bases 1 to 1659 code for a protein of 552 amino acids. Gene Ontology annotation, molecular function: exonuclease activity; nucleic acid binding. The transcript is spliced from 3 exons. Gene Ontology annotation, cellular component: nucleus. The record is from RefSeq and is a predicted model, not a curated record. NCBI's taxonomy places the organism in Eukaryota, Fungi, Ascomycota, Eurotiomycetes, Eurotiales, Aspergillaceae. Gene Ontology annotation, biological process: ribosomal large subunit assembly; rRNA processing.